AUGGUCAGUGGGCAUGGUGGGGGUGGGUUGGGCUUGGACUUGAUCAUAGAGGUCUUUUCUAUCACUGUAUGAUAAUAAUAGACUGUAGGGGCCAAUGGGCUCAAUAUCAGCUGAAUUGGUUCCUCUCUUGGAGGAAAAAGGGAGCAAUGAGAGGCAGUGCUGUCCAUGUGGAGAACCAGGUAUUUUGAAGAGGAUGAACAGAGGUACAGAAGACCAUAGGCUGAGUAUUAGCAUGCACAAGAUUGAUGGAAAUGCAACGAGAAAGGCUGGUUUGAUCAGAAAUUGUUAUGCAACAGAGCUUGAAAGCCGUGGUGGCUGUUAAUUUUUCAAUGAACAGCACAGUGCCUGGCCAGCAUGUGGUACUUGGGGUAGAGGGUUUGUUUGGAGAGCUAAUAGAGAAAAGAGCAAAGGAGAAGCAGAUGGCAGCAGCACUGUCUAGCCAGGCCAUCAACCACCAAACCUCUACAGCCUCAGGUGCAACUUAAUCCCAAAUUAGUGCUGUAUGGCUCCAGGCAUCCCACUGCUGUGUGUGUAAUUGAGGGAGGGCAGAGUCCUUUGUCUGGUAGUGCUCAUGUAAUAGUGACCACACUUAACUGACAGCAACAGGAUUUAGGGGGCUGGGAAGAUUUCCUGCGUGUCCCUCCAGGCUCCUGCUGGGCUUCACUUCCCUCCACUGUUCUCCCCACCAUUUAUCUCCCCAGGUUUAGGUUGAAUGUUCUAGCAGGUGUCCACUUUGAGAUGGGACCAUCUCACCCAGAGGAAGCAUCUCACCCAGACUCACCCCUUCCCAGCCCACGCUCCAGCUGAGGUGGGUUGCUGAGUUGAUAUAUGAUGACACUGCCCAGUUUCAGUGCUCACAUCUCCCACGUAUCCUGCAUGCCCUGCUCAUUAUCCUCAGGAACGAUUGGCUCGUAACCAUCUCACAACUGGUUCCAGGCUGUUUCCACAAAGCCAGGCGAAUCAUGGCAUUCAGAACUGGAAGCAGUGGCAGUUGCAGGACCUGGUUGUCAGGGAUAUUGUCACCAUGGAGCUGUUGCCAUGGUGCUGCUUCCUCACUCUGACGGAGAGAUGCAAAGUAUGCUUAAUUUUUUGAAGAAAGGCGGAAGAACGGGCAACCAUCGAUGAAGUGGAAACAGAUGUGGUGGAGAUAGAGGCAAAGCUUGACAAGCUGGUGAAGCUAUGCAGUGGGAUGAUUGAAGCAGGCAAAGCCUACAUCACCACAAACAAGCACUUUGUCAGCGGAGUCAGGGAUUUGUCACAACAGUGCAAGAAAGAUGAAAUGAUUUCGGAGUGCCUCGACAAAUUUGGGGACAGUCUGCAAGAAAUGAUCAACUAUCACAUGAUCCUGUUUGACCAGGCUCAGAGGUCUGUUCGACAGCAGCUGCACAAUUUUGUGAAAGAUGAUGUCCGGAAAUUCAAGGAAACCAAGAAACAGUUUGACAAAGUGAGAGAAGACAUGGAGAUUUCACUGGUGAAGAACGCCCAGGCGCCUCGGCACAAACCCCAUGAAGUGGAGGAGGCAACAGGAACCCUGACCAUAACCAGAAAAUGUUUUCGGCAUCUGGCCCUCGACUACGUGUUGCAGAUCAAUGUCCUGCAGGCCAAGAAGAAGUUUGAAAUACUGGAUGCGAUGCUGUCCUUCAUGCAUGCCCAGUACACCUUCUUCCAGCAGGGCUACAGUCUUCUCCAUGAGCUGGAUCCCUACAUGAAGAAGCUUGCCAUAGAGCUGGACCAGCUGGUGAUUGAUUCUGCAGUGGAGAAGAGAGAGAUGGAGCAUAAACAUGCAAUGAUACAGCAGAGGACCCUCCUGCAGGACUUCUCCUAUGAUGACUCAAAGGUGGAGUUUAAUGUCGAUGCCCCAAAUGGAGUGGUGAUGGAAGGCUACCUCUUCAAGAGAGCCAGCAAUGCUUUCAAAACAUGGAAUCGGAGGUGGUUCUCCAUACAGAACAGCCAGCUGGUGUACCAGAAAAAACUAAAGGAUGUCCUCACGGUGGUGGUGGAAGACCUGCGGCUCUGUACUGUCAAGCCAUGUGAAGACAUAGAGAGGAGGUUCUGCUUUGAGGUCGUCUCACCUACCAAGAGCUGCAUGCUGCAGGCUGACUCAGAGAAGCUGCGUCAGGCCUGGAUUCAGGCUGUUCAAGCCAGCAUCGCUUCUGCGUACCGGGAGAGUCCUGACAGCUACUAUAUUGAAAGACUGGACCGAACUGCUUCCCCAUCAACCAGCAGCAUUGAUUCUGCUACCGACUCACGGGACCGCAAUGUGAAAGGGGAGACCAUCUUGCAAAGAGUGCAGAGCAUCCCUGGGAACGACCAGUGCUGUGACUGUGGUCAGCCAGAUCCCCGGUGGGCCAGCAUCAACCUGGGCAUUCUGCUAUGCAUUGAGUGCUCUGGUAUCCACAGGAGUCUGGGUGUCCACUGCUCCAAAGUCCGAUCUCUCACACUGGACUCCUGGGAGCCAGAGUUACUGAAACUGAUGUGCGAGCUGGGAAACAGCACCAUGAAUCAGAUCUAUGAGGCACAAUGUGAAGAACUGGGACUUAAGAAACCAACAGCAGGGAGCUCCAGGCAGGACAAGGAAGCUUGGAUCAAGGUGAAAUACGUGGAGAAGAAAUUCCUGAAGAAGCUAGCAAGUGGAGAGGCUCUGGCAGAGAACGAGCGGAAACCUCGACGUUGGUGUGUGAAGAAAUGCCAGAGGAACAACAGCACCACAAAAGCACCCACAGCUCGGAGGAAGUACCGCCACGAAGCGGGCAACGCAUCACCAGCCAUGCUGUCAUCAGCAGCCACGCUGGAGAGGAAGUUCCGUCGAGAUUCCCUCUUUUGUCCUGAUGAACUGGACUCUCUCUUCUCCUACUUUGACACUGGUGCAGGCUCUGGCCCACGCAGUGCCAGCCACAUCUCUAUGCAGCAUCCGCUAGCAGGUGGCCCAUGGAGUGGCAGUGGCAUUGGUCCCGGUGGGAGCGGUAUGCCGUUCCUCCUGGACGGAGGUCUGAGCAGUGACAGCGGACUUGGAGGAAGCACAGAUGGCAGCACUGAUAUCCUGGUGUUUGGCUCUGUGGUGGACAGCGUGACAGAGGAAGAGUGUGAGGUGUCAGAGGAGUCAAGUGGAGAAGCAGAGAUUGAACAGGAGGCAUCAGAUCUGGAGGACCUGAGGGAGCUGCAUCCUGGCUUAUUGAUCUACAAGGCAGCACAGGCCCGAAACCUGCCGCUCAUGGCAGAAGCCCUGGCACAUGGUGCUGAGGUCAACUGGGUGAAUGAUGAAGAUGAAAACAAAACUCCUCUGGUUCAAGCUGUGAUGGGGGGCUCCUUGAUAGCCUGUGAAUUCCUGCUGCAGAAUGGGGCAGACGUUAACCAAAAAGAUAGCAGAGGCCGGGCUCCCUUGCAUCAUGCCACAUAUAUGGGACAUACUGGCCAGGUCUGCUUGUUCCUCAAGCGAGGGGCAAACCAGCAUGCAGUAGACAGUGACGGGCAGGACCCGCUCAGUAUUGCAGUCCAGGCAGCCAACGCAGACAUUGUUACCUUGCUGCGUCUGGCUCGAAUGAAUGAGGAAAUGCGAGAAGCAGAGGGCCCCUUUGGACAGCCAGGUCAAUAUCCCAGCAACAGCCCCACUGAGCUCCAGUACAAGAAGUGUAUACAGGAGUUCAUCAGCCUUAAUAUAGAUGAGUGUUAGUGACAA
Phasianus colchicus (ring-necked pheasant) is the source of this 3676-nucleotide messenger RNA. Lineage: Eukaryota; Metazoa; Chordata; Aves; Galliformes; Phasianidae. The record is from RefSeq and is a predicted model, not a curated record.